Aphanomyces invadans is the source of this 622-nucleotide messenger RNA. RefSeq lists its product as hypothetical. The transcript has 3 exons. The record is from RefSeq and is a predicted model, not a curated record. Gene Ontology annotation, molecular function: DNA binding; endonuclease activity. Gene Ontology annotation, cellular component: mitochondrion. The coding region runs from base 28 to 585 and encodes 185 amino acids. Gene Ontology annotation, biological process: DNA restriction-modification system. NCBI's taxonomy places the organism in Eukaryota, Oomycota, Saprolegniomycetes, Saprolegniales, Verrucalvaceae.
GAAUGUGCUCGAGUGACCACCACGACGAUGCCCCCGCUGUUGGCGGCACUUCUUCCAAUGCGACGGCACGUGUUCGGGAUGAUAUCGCGCCAUAGCUCCACCUCUGUGGCCAGCACAGGAACAUCCGUUGAGAAAGGUCUUGAGUACGAGCAUCAAGUUGCCCGCGUGAUGGCUCAAUACAACUGCCGACUCACACCAACGUCGAUGUCUAUGGAUGGUGGUGUGGACCACUACGGUGUGUGGGCAUUACCUGGAAACGAUAUCCAGAUUGUGACGCAAUGUAAGCACGAGCAAACCCCCACAAGCGUGUCACAACUGCGAGAGUUUGAAGGUGUCCUGAGCUCGCAGCCUGAUGAAGUAGUUGGCAUCUUUGCUAGUGCAUCUGGCUACAGUGUGUUUGCCAAGAGGUUCUUCAGCCGCAUGACAAAUCCGGCGAUUCGCGUCACCAUUGUCCAAGAUGAUAUUGUCGAGUUUGGUAUGAAUCCCCUAGCAAGGCAGCGGUUGCCGAACCUAGUUCCUGGAACAACUUUUUCCAGUAGCGGGCCAAGCUUGGUCUUGAUGUACGAUGGACGAGUCUUGAAAUAGCCCACUUAAUGCACCCUUGCUCCAUUCAACACACGCA